Molecule: messenger RNA, 3486 nt
Organism: Hyaloperonospora brassicae
Lineage: Eukaryota; Oomycota; Peronosporomycetes; Peronosporales; Peronosporaceae
Source: the annotation of a GenBank genome assembly
AUGGACGACAUGCUCAUGGACUCGUCGUCGGCCUCGACCUCUGCCGUCCCGACGCACGAGGUGCACUGGGAGGGCUACGUGCGCAAGAAGGGGGACUGGCUGCCGCGCUGGGAGGAGCGCUACCUGAUCCUCGACGGCCCGACGCUCACGUACUACAACUCGAAGGAGGACGCGCGCAGUGCGCGGAACCUGCGCGGCCGGAUGCUCGUGCUGCGGGUCCGGCCCGAGAACUACGGCAAAGCCCACGGCUUCUUCCUCGAGACGCAGAGCCACAAGCACUUUCACCUGUGCUGCUCGUCGGCGCUCGAGAAGGACAUGUGGCUCGAGAUGAUGCAAGCGGCGAUCGACGAGGGCGGGAAACACGGCAGCGGCGGCGGCAGCAGAACGCCGUCGAUCGAGGGCCUCGAGGCGCUGCAGAUGCAGACGAGCCCCACGCAAGUGGACCUGCGCGGCUUUUACUUUGCGUUCCGCCAGCUGCUCAUCUCGCACGCGUCGUCGCCGCAGUUUUUCCCAAAGCUGUCGCGGGACGUGGUGCUCACGUCAAACUACGCGCCGACAGUGCCGUUCUGGGGCGAGUACCACGGACUCGACGGCGUGCUGCACUUUUUUUCCAUCUUGUACGAGACGGUGGAGGUCACGGCGUUCUUUGUGACGGACAUUGCGCAGGCAAAAGAAGGCUGCACGGCGGUGGUGGCGGGUCGAGAGACCAUGAAGAACCGGGACAAUGGACGCAAGUUCACGCAGCAGUGGCAGCACACGAUCGAGUUUGCACCGGACGGACGGGUCAAGAGUCUGACGAUCUCGGCGGACCCGAUUGCUGCCUCGGCGGUCUUUGGCUGCAAUGCUACGUCCAGUCUGUCGCUGCCCAUGGCUGCCGUUGUGGGCAACACAGUGCACGACAACCCCGCGGGACGGCUUCAUGUCGUUGUGUUUCGUGGCGAGCAGAUUUCGGAUCAGGGGUUCAUCGAUGAGGACGAGCAGACGGAUGGACCGGAGGCUGACGACGAGCAGCGGACGUCGAGCCGUCGGAUCUUCUUGGGACUGCGCUUGGUGACAGAUGGCAAGACGAACGUCUAUGCACCGACGUCGUCGGCAAACUGCGUGGCGCGGACACGCACGUGCGACCCAGUUGAAGCACGCGAUCCAAAGUGGAAUUCGAAGCACGAGAUUCCGUUUGCCGGCUCGUCUCGGGGGAAGCCGUGCUUUAUUCUGAUUGAAGCGUGGGAAGUGAUGGACGGCGAUGGAACUGUCGAGGCCUUGGAGCGUGUCAUUGGCGUCGCCAAGGUCAAUCUUGCGCCGUUCCUGGCACUGGCCAGUACUUCGCGAACGGUUCGCGAGAGUGUGAUUCACACGGACAUUGCUCGUGGCGCUGUGCCACAGUGGUAUACGUUGUUGUCCGCGAACGAGGCAAAGUUCACUUGUGGGCGUGUCCAGCUCAGCAUCAGCUUUGAGGCCUCGAUGUCCUCAUUUGCUGCAAUGUCUCGCUCGAAUCUCGCAAGUUCAAUGCGGAGCGGUAUGGAUGCGAAUUCGCCUGGUUUGGAUUCGAAUGCGCCAACGCCGCAGGUUCGUCCGCCAGGGUCAGCAGUGCAGUCGAUGAGCCACCGCGUUGCGCUGGCCCGUGGUUGCUCUUUCCGCGACACGAAGCGGGACAAUCACCAGUUCCGGGUGGGAAACACAAACUUUGAUGUUCCGAAGCGCUACCAGAUGAUCAAGGCUGUAGGCCAAGGCGCUUAUGGCUGUGUGAUUGCUGCUAGUGACACGGAGACAGGCCAAGCACUUGCCAUCAAGAACAUUCCGAACGCGUUCAACGACCUCAUUGACGCGAAACGCAUCCUCCGUGAAAUCCGCCUCAUGCGCCACUUGAACCACCCGAACUUGGUAAAUUUGCUUGACCUGCUUCGCCCACCGACUCUGCAAGAGUUCAAUGACGUUUACAUUGUGACAGAUCUUAUGGAAACCGAUCUGCACCGCGUCAUUCAUUCGAACCAAUCGAUUAGCGACGAUCAUGUGCAGUACUUUUUGUACCAGAUGCUGGUUGCUAUCAACUACGUGCACUCUGCUGAGGUGCUGCACCGUGAUUUGAAGCCAUCCAAUAUCCUGGUGAACUCGGACUGCGACUUGAAGCUGUGCGACUUUGGCCUUGCUCGCGGCAUUCAGGGUAUGGACUCUGGUCUUACAGAGUACGUCGUGACCCGGUGGUACCGCGCCCCCGAGCUGCUGCUGUCGUCGAAGUAUGAUAAACAAAUGGACGUGUGGGCCAUUGGAUGCAUUUUGGCAGAAAUGCUUGGACGGCGGCCGCUUUUUCCUGGCCAUGACUAUUUGCACCAGCUGAAGAUUAUCAUGGACGUUGUUGGCUCACCGUCCGAAGACUCGCUCGAUUUCAUUACCAACCCCAAAGCGAAGCGAUUCAUCUUGCGUCAGCCGAAGAAACCGAAGGUGUCACUAUCGUCCGUAUAUCCGCGUGCCACACCACAUUGCCUGGAUCUGCUCGAGAAGAUGCUGAUAUUUGAUCCACGAAAACGCAUUACGAUCCAGGAUGCCCUCGCGCAUCCGUACUUGAGUUUGGUGCGCGAUCGAUCUGUGGAGAAGACAUGCCCAUCGCCAUUUGACUUUGCAUUUGAGAAUUCCGACUUGACGAAGCAGAAGCUGCAGGAACUUAUUUUCGAGGAUGUAUGCGCGUUCCACCCAGAUGCUCGCAUCAACGAUCCAGUUGUACCAACUGCUGCCUCUACUGCGAGCAAUGCUUCAAGUCGAUCCCAUGGCCACGCCCGAGCUGGUUCAAUGUCGGAUUCGAGUUCCAGGAGACCAAACAUGUCGGCUACGGUAUCCGCCUCUGCUCCAGCUGUCGCUCUGUUGGGGUUCGUACCUCCCGCUCCAGUUCCUUUUGUGGACCUACCGGGCCUACCCACGGAGCGGUCGUCAGUCCAAGCGCGAUCGUCGUCGAUCGUAUCACUGGACGGCAAUGCAGCGCGUGUUCAUGAAUCGCGCGCUUCCGAGACUCCUUUAGAGUCUCCGACAACACCACAACUGUCGACGCCAGGUGCAGCGAGUGCACUAGCGUCGUCGCCUGCAAUUGUGCCGCCGAUGCCAAGCGAAGCUAUGGACUACGAAUCAAAAGUGGCAUCUGGGCACGAACGAAGUGCUCCAACCGAAAUUGCCAUCGAGAUUAUGCAGACACCUGCUCAUACUGCCGAACGGUCGACCGAAGACGGAGCGGCAGAAGCAGCCGAAGCGUCGUUGGAUGACAUUGGAAGCACCGUUAUUCACAAUGUAUCAUUAACAGACUCCGCGGCCACGCGGGACAUCAGCGCCACCGCUGACCACGACGCAAUGGACAGCACACGCACCAGCAGUAGCGGCAGCGAUGGCGAAGAUGUGCUCGCAAGGGCGCACGAGUGUGACGGCGAAAGUGAUUUGUCAACGUCGCCGAAAAGGCAGGCGCUGCAGCAGGCCAAGUCUCUCCUCACGCCGUCGUCAGUGGUGUGA